Messenger RNA from Oncorhynchus keta (chum salmon), 3950 nucleotides. RefSeq names its product copine-8-like. The transcript is spliced from 23 exons. Bases 349 to 2193 code for a protein of 614 amino acids. Gene Ontology annotation, cellular component: plasma membrane. Gene Ontology annotation, biological process: cellular response to calcium ion. NCBI's taxonomy places the organism in Eukaryota, Metazoa, Chordata, Actinopteri, Salmoniformes, Salmonidae. Gene Ontology annotation, molecular function: calcium-dependent phospholipid binding. The record is from RefSeq and is a predicted model, not a curated record.
AUGGGAAAUGGAGGGAGGUGGAGGAGAGAGUAGUAGUGUAGUGUAGAAACCGCGUUCUCUCUCUUCAGUCUCCGGUCCGCUCAGUCUGCUCAUCAGCCGAUGGAGUAGAGCUCCUCUUGACACGCAGAGAGCAGGUCACCAGGUUACUCCCCUAUGAUGCGCUGCCUGCUGUUACCGUGAGCGUUGCGGUAUCAGCUGCAGCUAGCGUGGCAGAACGUGUUCUCGCGACCCACCGGGAGUUUGGAAACGACACAAUCACCACCCAACACGCGUUCGACCGGGGCCAGGCUGUGCGAGUCACGGAUCGCUCCCGAGCCGCCCCGCGCGCUCGCCCUCGCGCUUGCCCCUAUGGAGGGGGACGUGAUGGACAAGCUGGAGGACAUGGCCUCGGUGUACGAGUUCGACCCGAUCACCGGGAACAUCCCCGCCACUAAAGUAGAGAUCACCGUCUCCUGCAGGAAUCUUCUAGAUAAAGACACAUUCUCCAAAUCUGACCCAUUGUGUGUGCUCUAUACCCAAGGAGUGGAGACCAAGCAGUGGAGAGAGUUUGGUAGAACAGAGGUGAUUGACAACACUCUAAACCCAGACUUUGUCAGGAAGUACAUCCUGGACUAUUUCUUUGAGGAGAAGCAGAAUCUACGCUUUGACUUGUAUGACGUGGACUCUAAAAGCCCAGACCUCUCCAAACACGACUUCUUGGGUCAGGUGUUCUGUACUCUGGGGGAGAUCGUGGGGUCACCUGCCAGUCGACUGGAGAAACCACUGGGCGGUAUAGCUGGGAAGAAAUGUGGCACCAUCAUUCUGUCUGUAGAGGAGCUGGGUAACUGCAGAGACAGCGCGACAAUGCAGUUCUGUGCCAACAAACUGGACAAGAAGGACUUCUUUGGCAAGUCAGAUCCAUUCAUAGUGUUCUACAGGAGUAACGAGGAUGGAACGUUUACUAUCUGCCAUAAAACUGAGGUUGUGAAGAACACGUUGAACCCAGUGUGGCAGUCAUUCACCAUUCCAGUCAGAGCGCUCUGCAAUGGGGACUUUGACAGGACGAUCAAGGUGGAGGUGUACGACUGGGACCGCGAUGGCAGCCAUGACUUCAUAGGGGAGUUCACCACUAGUUACCGGGAGCUAGCUCGAGGCCAGAGCCAGUUCAACGUCUAUGAGGUGGUGAAUAUCAAAAAGAAACUGAAGAAAAAGAAAUAUGUGAAUUCAGGAACGGUGACCCUCCUCUCCUUCUCUGUGGAAUCAGAGUGCACAUUCCUGGACUUCAUCAAGGGAGGGACCCAAAUAAAUUUCACUGUGGCCAUUGAUUUCACCGCGUCUAAUGGUAACCCAUCCCAGUCCACCUCUCUCCACUACAUGAACCCGUACCAGAUGAAUGCCUACGCCAUGGCCCUGAAGGCUGUAGGGGAGAUCAUCCAGGACUAUGACAGUGAUAAGAUGUUCCCUGCUCUGGGGUUCGGAGCCAAGCUGCCCCCUGAUGGACAGGUCUCACACGAGUUCCCUCUGAACGGUAACAUAGAGAACCCUUACUGUAAUGGUAUAGACGGCAUCCUGGAGGCCUACCACGAGAGUCUGAAGACUGUUCAGCUCUACGGACCAACCAACUUCGCCCCUGUAGUCAACCAUGUGGCCAGGUAUGCUGCAGCAGUUCAGGACGGGUCCCAGUACUUCAUCCUCCUCAUCAUUACAGAUGGAGUCAUAUCAGACAUGGCUCAGACCAAGGAGGCCAUCGUCAACGGGGCUAAACUGCCCAUGUCCAUCAUCAUUGUUGGAGUGGGACAGGCUGAGUUUGACGGGGCCCCUCAAGGCUCCAUGCUUAGUCCCUUCCUGGACUCCCACGACUGCGUGGCUGUGGCCGCAGGCGACUCCAACACCAUCAUUAACAAGACAAAGGAGCUGAUUGUGAACUAUAAGAAACAGAGGGCUGAGCCACGCCCUAAUUCACAUCAACACGGUGACAUCAGAAUCUCUUCCAGAGGGAAGCUGGCAGAGAGAGACAUUGUCCAGUUUGUCCCAUUCAGAGACUACAUGGAUCGUACAGGGAACCAUGUCCUCAGUAUGGCCCGGCUAGCCAAGGAUGUCCUGGCUGAGAUCCCUGAUCAGUUCAUCUCUUAUAUGAAGAGUCGGGGCAUCAAACCCAACCCUGCACCGCCCCCCUACACACCCUCUGGACACACACACCACACACAGAUCUGACCACCUCACACACACACCUUUACACUGAGUACUGAUGAGAGAGACACCAUCAAAGAUUUGCAACCCCUAGGAAUCUCUGUCUACUUCCUGAUUGGAACAUCGAGACAGGACGUGAUGUAAGAGGAAGCUAUUAAAGCUACAGGUGUUUGUGUCAGAACUCUCCCGGACAGGUAACUCUCUGGACUGGGGAAGACAACAGUGUUUCUGUUCAUUGUGGUUCUAUCUAUUCUGUUUGUCUCUCUGGAGGAGAAGAGAGACCACCAUGGAGAGAUUAUAUGUAGCUGUGCCAUACAAGGACUAUGGUGAUCGAUGACUUGUCUUUUUAUCAACAUACAUGGGCCUGUGACUGUUUUCUCUUGUAUUGUUAAAGAGCAGGUGUGAUCGAGGGGUCAUGUUGUGGUUGAAACUUGUGCCUGUCUGUAGAGGGGUCAUCUAACCGACCAAGUGGAACCCUCGUGUGAACACUGACAUCUCACCUUCCACCUUUGAUCUUGCAUGUGAUUGGUGUAUUGGAGCGCGUGUGUUAAGGUGGUGAUGUUUUUAGAAAACUUUCCAUCAGUUUACUAGUUUGUUUUGGCCCUCAGACAUGUCUAUAUAUUGAUUUGUAGCUUCAUCAUUCUAGUUUGUUUUGGGCCUCAGACAUGUCUACAUAUUGAUGUGUAGCUUCAUCAUUCUAGUUUGUUUUGGGCCUCAGACAUGUCUAUAUAUUGAUGUGUAGCUUCAUCAUUCUAGUUUGUUUUGGGCCUCAGACAUGUCUAUAUAUUGAUUUGUAGCUUCAUCAUUCUAGUUUGUUUUGGCCCUCAGACAUGUCUAUAUAUUGAUGUGUAGCUUCAUCAUUCUAGUUUGUUUUGGCCCUCAGACAUGUCUAUAUAUUGAUUUGUAGCUUCAUCAUUCAAGGUGAAAAAAAGAAAAGUAUUUGUAAUUUUUUGUUUCAUUGCUUCACUAAGUUUUUCUUACUCCCAUAAGUUAUUGAUUCUUCUCUUGCUUUACAUUUCAAAGCAUGUUUGUGUAGGAUGGAAUUUGCCUGUAUGCCUGUAUUUAUAAUGUAUCAAUGUGGCAUGGAUAUAUAAGGAUAUAUAAUGAAUUUGUAUUUGUUUAGUUAUUUUAUCAUUUCUAGGUACCUUCCCAGUUUAGAUUUCUCCACAACACACAGUUAGUUAGACAGUUAGCAAUACGAUUAAGCACAAGGGCGAGAUACUUCAACCACCACAGCAAUUGGUAGAACCUGUCUGUGACGUCAUCGUAACUGUGACAUACAUAACCACACCUGUAACAUACAUCAUCAUAAGUAUUGGUUUUGAUAGUUGACCAGGUCAUAUUUGGGAUCAGUCAAAGAUAUUUAAAAUAUACAAAUUAUUACGCAAUUCAAAAGCACAAAAAAAAAAAUCUAAUACUCUUUCAACUAUUCCAUUUUUUCUUCUCUCUUUUCAUCUCUCUCUUUCCAUAGAGAAUGGAUUUUUGAUUAUUGAUAUUAAACCUCUCCGGAUAAAUGUAUCCACUUGAAGAAUAUUUUAUUCUAUGAAUGAAUAUUUUAUUCUAUGAAUCCUUUUCAUGAUCAACAAUAACUCGCCCACCAGUCCUUUAUCUCUCUCUCUCUCUCUCGCUCUCUCUCCCUCUCUCUCUCUCUCUCUCUCCUCUCUCUCUCUCUCUCUCUCUCUCUCCCUCUCCCUCUCCAUCUCUCUCUAUCUCUCUCUCUCUCCCUCUCUCUCGCUCUCUCUCUCCAUCUAUCUCCCUCUCCCUCUCCCUCUCCCUCUCCC